This is a messenger RNA of Pyrus x bretschneideri (Chinese white pear), 4419 nucleotides long. RefSeq names its product probable disease resistance protein At4g27220. The record is from RefSeq and is a predicted model, not a curated record. Bases 252 to 3662 code for a protein of 1136 amino acids. Gene Ontology annotation, molecular function: protein binding; sequence-specific DNA binding; DNA-binding transcription factor activity. Gene Ontology annotation, biological process: regulation of DNA-templated transcription. NCBI's taxonomy places the organism in Eukaryota, Viridiplantae, Streptophyta, Magnoliopsida, Rosales, Rosaceae. The transcript is spliced from 4 exons.
ACACCCUCUCUUUGACAUUGAGAACCAAAUCAAACACCUUUUCUUUUUCUUGUGGAACCAAGUCAACAUUUGGUCAAACAAACUUGGCAAUCUCUCCCCAAUUUUCUUUUGCCGUGAAUUGGGAUGAGACCAUCGUUUAUAUUGGUAGACAAACCAAAGCCUAAACCUAUACAAAGGUUGACUGAGAUCUGCCCAACGGUCCAGGAAUAACUGAAGCUAAGGAAGCUCCAUUGCUCGUGAGAAGUUAAUAGAUGGCAGAGAUUGUUUCUGGACUUGCGAGUCCGAUAGUGCAGCUCGGUGAGUGGUUAUGGAUUCCAGUAAAGCGCGGGUUGAGUUACAUGAUUCACUAUAAGAAAAACAUACAGUCUCUUAAACUUCAAGUGGAAAAGCUCGAGGCAAUGAAAAAUGGUUAUCAAGAAAUCGUUCAUGCUGUUCAAAUGAAUGGAGAAGAUGUCAAGCCUGAGAUUCAAAUAUGGCUACAAGAUGCUAAUAAGGCCAUAGCAGAUGCAACACAAUUAAAUAAUGAAGCCGAGGAAGCAGCUAAAAAUUGCAUCACCGGAAAUUUGAGAUGGCGUUACACUUUAGGAAAGAAAGUAAUGAAGAAGAAAGUAGCUUUAAACAAGCUACAAGAGGAGGGAAAGUUUGAAACUAUUUCAGUUCCAGUUAUGCGGCCAAUUGAAAUCGAGUCCACAAUGUCAACGAAUGGUUUUGAAGCAUUUGCAGCGACAAGACAAGCCAUGGAUCAAGUCAUGAAAGCGCUGAAAGAUGAUAAGGUCACCGUCAUUGGGGUCUAUGGAAUGGGAGGUGUGGGUAAGACAACCAUGGUGAAAAAUGUCGGUGUGCAAGCUUGUAGAGAUGGACUCUUUGAUCAUGUGAUUAUGGCUGUCUUUACCCAAAACCCCAACUUGAUGAAAAUUCAAGGUCAGCUUUCAGACAUGUUGGGCUUGAAAUUGCAGGAGGAGACAGAAUUGGGAAGAGCAUGUAGACUGAGGAAUAGGAUACUAAGAGCGAAGAGGACGCUCAUAAUUUUAGAUGACAUUUGGAAUACAUUAUUAGAUUUGAUCAGCAUUGGGAUUCCGAACCACACGGAGCUUCAAGGAUGCAAUUCCAAAGUCCUUCUCACCACAAGGAGAUUAAAUGUCUGUCAUGCCAUGGAAAGCCACGUCAAAAUACCUCUCAACGUCCUAUCUGAAGGAGAUUCUUGGAACUUGUUUGUCAAGAAAGCGGGAAAGUCUUUUGAAUCGGCUGCUUUCAUCAAUAUAGCAAGAAAGGUAGCUAGAGAAUGUGCUGGUCUUCCGAUAGCAUUGAUAGCAGUUGCAAGGGCACUUGGAGAUAAAGACAUUGAGGAAUGGAAAGAAGCAGCUCGACAACUUGAGAUGUCCCGACCUGCCAACCUUGAAGACGAGGGGGAUGUGCUCAGAUGCAUAAAGUUGAGCUAUGAUUACUUGAAAGGCGAGGAUGCCAAGUCAUGCUUCUUGCUUUGCUCCCUAUUCCCAGAAGAUGGUAAAAUCCCAAUACAAGACUUGUUUAAUUAUUGGUUUGGGAAUGGAUUGUUUCGAGAUGGCAAGACACUGGAAGAAGCCAGAGCUAGAGCACAUUCAGUGAUCAAGUACCUUAAAGCUUCUAGCUUGCUUUUGGACGGCGAAAGGAAAGAAUACGUCAGGAUGCAUGAUGUCAUACGCGAUAUGGCCAUAUCAAUUGCAUUAUCAGAACAGGACCAUGAGUUUUUAGUAAAAGCCGGUUGGGAAUUGGAGGACUGGCCAAAUGAUGUCGAUGAAGGCUGCUCCGCAAUCUCACUAAAGAGCAACUGCAUUUGCAAGCUUCCGGAAGAAUUGGUAUGUCCAAGACUCCGAAUUUUACUUAUAGAUGAUAAUCUUAAACUAAAGAAGAUCUCAGAAGCUUUUUUCCGAAGUCUGAAUGCAUUAAGGGUCUUAGACCUUAGCAGCACUUGUAUUUCGUCACUGCCCUCUUCGCUCAAUCUCCUAACCAACCUUCAAACAUUGCACCUAGAUUCAUGUUGGUCAUUAAAGGAUAUUUCCGUACUAAGAGAACUAACCAAACUUGAGAUCCUUAGUCUGAAAGACUCGCGUUUUGAGGAAUUGCCAAGGGAAAUAGGAAACUUGGCCAAUCUGAGGUUGUUGGAUUUUGCUGGGAAUACAAUGAUUCAGAGAGUUCCAUCCAAUGUGAUAUCUAGGCUGUCUCGGUUAGAGGAACUAUACAUGCAAGGUAGUUUUGGAAAUUUUGGGAGUAGAAUUGAAGGAGCAGGAGAAGAAACUAAUGUUGGAUUCGAUGAGCUAACUUGCUUGUCGUACUUAAGUAAUUUGACUGUUCAGAUUCAUUCUGCAGAAUGCAUUCCCGAAAAUGUUGGCUUCCAUCCAAAUUGGGAAAAAUUUUACAUACUCAUCAAGAGUCAAACAAUACCCCUACAUAAGGUUGAGUAUUAUGAUUUUAGUAGUUCAUAUGGUUCAAGAAUCUUGGCUCUUGAUACCACAAUCAAUAACUUGCCUAGUUGGUUUAACAGUGCAGUGACCGAAAGGGCAAAGAAAAUAGUCUACAAAGAAUGUAGGGGCUUGAUUAACAUUAUCGAGGAAUAUGCCAUUGAGAGACUACAUGAAUUGAUGUCUCUUCAUGUCGAAAGUUGCCAUCAGAUGCAUAGUUUGAUGAACUACACGGCCACAAAUUUGGUUCCGAAUAAGCUCGUGUUCAAGAACUUGGAAGAGUUGUGUGUGAGUAACAUGAAUGAGUUAAAAGAGUUAUGUGUUGGCGACUUACCAGAUGGAUCUCUAGGCAAUCUGACGUUAUUGGAAGUGAAAAAGUGUCACGCCUUUGCGAAUGCACUUCUCCAAUCAAAUUUGUUAGAGAAACUCGGGAGUCUGGAAGUACUUAUUGUUGAUGGUAUGAAAAGUUUGGAAUACGUGUUUCAAUCCGAUGGACUCAAACCGGAGCAAACUGUCAUGGGAAAAUGCAGAGAGAUGAAGCUGGAGGAUCUACCAGCACUGAGAAACAUAUGGAAUGGCCCCGCGCAACACGCGACGUUCCAUAAUCUUAAAAUUUUGACAGUUGCAUGGUGUAUGAAACUGAAGAACAUCUUCACAGCGGAUGUGUCUCGGUGUCUUUCACAACUGGAAGAGCUGUGGCUUUCCGAGUGCGAUUGCUUGGAGACAAUUAUCGGACCGAGCGAGGGAGCAUUGAACAACAAGAUCAUUUUGCCACAACUAAACUACUUAUCGUUGCAGUGUCUUCCACGGUUCAAGAGCUUUUAUAGCGGUGCGAGUACUGAUGUCGAGUGCCCUUCAAUGGAGCAUUUGUAUGUACACUACUGCCCGGAAUGUUUAAUCUCUACGUCGGACUUCAACAGCCGGAAGGAAGUCCAAGUCAAUGCAGACCAGCAAGUGCUCUUUGGCCCCAGAAAAAUAAAGGCUUCGUACUCGAUGACCAGAGAGACUCCUACAUUGAUUGACGACGGCUAUGCUUGGAAGAAUUGCGGACAAGAUGAGAUCCCCGGUUCUGAUCACCCAAGGAUCUACUAUCGAUGCAUUCACAAGUUCAAUAACGACUGCCAAGCAACCAAAGAAGUGCAAAAAUUUCGAGAUGAUCCGCCAAUGUACGAGACUACAUAUUUUGGCAUUCAUACAUGCAGGGCACAUCCUAAUUACAUUUGACCAUCUGUGUAGGUUAAUUACUCUUACAACCCCUGAGUUUUUUCAUACUUUCAUAAAACUUCAAGAGAUCUCAAAAAACAGGAAUCGUUUUCGCAAAAUCCUUUGCGUGCACAAAAUAAGUACAUAAAUUACAAAAUUUCCUCCUCGUCCCUAUAUCUUUUAUUUCGUCAAAUUUGGUCCGCGUGGUUUUCAAUCUGUGCCAAUUUGAGGACAUCCGUAGUGUCAUUUGGUGCUGAAAUUAACCAAAGUGAACAGAUGUUCUUGAACUGGAACAGAUCCGUAACUACAAUAACCAAAUUCGAUGAAAUCAAGCGUCUGCGCAAACUAUCGGGACUAAAAUCUUGCAAGAAGUAUUAGUUUUCCGAAACUACGGAUUAUAACUACUACCUAUUCAUAAUUCCAAAUGAAAUGAACAAAGGGAAAAAAGAUAAUAGCUGUACCAAAUCUUAUUACUUCGCACCUAAUCAAACUCUGCAGGUUGCAUUCCCAAUCUCUACUGCCUGCUUAAAUACACGAUCCUUUCGACGGGAACUGUAUCAAAAGUUACAGAAUCUAACUAGCCUAGAAUAUUAUGGUCCACGGGCUCGUGGCAUUCCUAGAAACUUCACGUUGAGGUUGAGCCAAACAAUGGCACAACUUCUACCCAUAAAAUGAGUUCUAAAGCUGAUAAUUUACAACAGCAGAUGUCUUCAAGCAUUUGCUCGUCCUCAAUGCAGAGAAAGACGUGAUGCCACCAUUCAACACCCCACCUCCAAAA